GCGAUAGCCGCAGUGAAACCCAUCAGUUGAUAAAAUGUUAGGCCACUGAGGACCUCUUUCGUGGACCGUUCGGCGGCAGUAUUUUUUAUCAGCCCUGCUAUAUAUUUGUGAAAUGAUAACAAUUGAACAACUUCGUCUUAAACGCGGCAUUUUAACUCAAUUCAGUGCUAUUCUCGUUCGCCGGCAGUGUACAGUGUUUUGAUAACAGGAAAAAGCUGUGCAGUUGAAAACAUAAUUACGAAUUGCUGAGAGAAUUAUUUCGUGGCCAGAUUGUUUACGUUUUCAUUUCUCUUUCGUGCUCGAAAACCACGUCAAGAUGUGCAACUCCAGUGACACCUAUGUGCGUGUGCUUGAAGUACCCACAGAUUGUGUUCGUGUGUCUCAGCUGAAGGAAUAUUUCGUGAACGCAUUCAACCGCAGUCCGGAAUUCAUUGUACGCUGCAGUGGGAGAGUGAACAUCAUCGGAGAACAUGUAGACUACUGUGGUUAUCCCGUGCUACCGAUGGCAGUGGAACAAACAAUACUUUUAGCGGUGGCCUCAUCCGAGGAUAACCUUAUACAUGUGAAGAACGUAGACAACAAGUACAAGCCAUUUAAGUGUAAUAUCAAUACAUUUAAUAUUGAUGUAGGUCAAUCAGGAGGUCCCGAAUGGUACAAAUAUUUUCUUUGUGGGAUCAAAGGUAUGCUGGAGCAUGCGAAACCAUCCGAUGCCAAAGGUAUGAUGGUAGCACUGUCGGGGAACAUACCUCCUGCAUCAGGUCUAUCAAGUUCAAGUGCUAUUGUGAGCGCAUCUGUUCUUUGUUCUGCAUACUUGAACUGCAUACCGUUGGAAAAACAAACCCUAGCGAUGAUUUCAGCUGACUGCGAGCGAUACAUUGGUACUCAAGGUGGAGGAAUGGAUCAAGCAAUCGCAUUUCUAGCGAAGCAAGGAUGUGCUCAAUUCAUCGAAUGGAACCCUUUGCGAGCUACAUCGGUGAUUCUACCUAAAAAUGCCAUAUUUGUUAUUGCCAAUAGUUUGACACAAGCGAACAAAGCUGCUACAUCCGAUUUCAACGAACGCGUCGUGGAAUGUAGGCUGGCAUGUCGACUUUUAGCCAAAAUGGUGAAGAAGAACUGGAGGGACAUCUGGCGGUUUGCAGAUCUUCAAGUGGCUCUUAACUACUCUUUGGAGGAAAUGGAAAUGCUAACGAAAAACUAUCUACCACAACUGGUGUAUAGCAGACAAGAGCUUUUAGAAAUUUUUGAAAUAGAGCUUGAUGAUUUCGUUGAAAAUUUACUAACGGUGAACACUCGAAAUGUUCAGAUUUUCAAACUAAGACAACGAGCGCUACACGUUUUUCAGGAAUCUUUACGCGUCAAUACCUUCAUUGAAGUGGCUAGGCAACAAUCCGAUGAAGCCAUCAAAUUGAUGCAGCAGCUGAUGAGACAAUCACAUGAAAGUCUUAAAGUGUUGUAUGAAUGUUCGCAUCCAAAUUUGGAUCAGCUAGUUGAGCUCUCAGAUUCUGUGGGAGUAGGCGCUCGGUUAACUGGGGCUGGGUGGGGAGGUUGUAUUGUGGCUCUAUGCGAUGGUAUAGAAGAAAGUAUCCAGUAUAUCAAUAUGCUUAAGCGGUUGUACUAUACCAACCGUUCACAAGCAACCGGUAGAAAUUUAAACGAACUAGUCUUUGCUACAAGCCCACAAAGAGGCGCAGAGAUCUACCUCCUGAAUGCAGCUAGAAACCUAAUUGGAUGAAAGUUUUGACAAAUCUCACUACAUCAGUUACCAGCAUCGUUAGUUAGCCAGUAUAAACGCGCUCUCGGGGCAUUGCAAAAUAUCAAUAGCAAUAGUCAAAUAACUUCUUAAAAUGUACAAAUCACACGCUAAUUGCCAAAACUGUUAGUCUGUUGUGACGCAAGAGACUUUCUCUGAAUACAAAACUAGAACCAAAUCUACUUUCUUUACACUCCAAUAAACUGUUUUCCAUGGACAAUUUUCGCUUCGCGCCUAGCAAUAUUGAUAGCUAUACUACGAAAUAUUAUUUCAAAUAAAUUGUGACAACCAAUACACAAAAACUCGUUCCAAUUUAAAUAUUCUCGUUACAAUUCCAAACUGACAAUCUUAUUUGUAAAAUGUUGCGCACAUUGUUGACAGAAUGAUGAC
This is a messenger RNA of Topomyia yanbarensis, 2140 nucleotides long. It is a transcript of the gene Galk, whose product is annotated as N-acetylgalactosamine kinase. Gene Ontology annotation, cellular component: cytosol; cytoplasm. Gene Ontology annotation, molecular function: ATP binding; galactokinase activity. The record is from RefSeq and is a predicted model, not a curated record. The coding region runs from base 317 to 1732 and encodes 471 amino acids. Gene Ontology annotation, biological process: galactose metabolic process; carbohydrate phosphorylation. The transcript has 7 exons. NCBI's taxonomy places the organism in Eukaryota, Metazoa, Arthropoda, Insecta, Diptera, Culicidae.